UGUGGGCUGCCUUGCUCUGUGCACUACCCCGACAACCCGUGCGGUGAUGGCGUGGAAACCCCGUUGACAAGGCACUGCUUUUUCAUGACGCCCAUUCUGUUACAGGAAACAAAGGGCUUUAAAUGACUGACUCCAUGCUUCCUGUUGGAAAUCUGUGUCAUGGAUGAUGAGGACGAUCGCCAUCUUCUGGAUAUUUUAGGAGAUGUGGAUGCAUUGAAUGACUAUCUCCAUGGCAGCAACAGCAAGUCUAUUGAGGAGGAUGAUGUGACAAAUGCAGCUUAUGGGUCAGAUGGGUCCUUCUUUGCUAGUGACACAGCCGGCUCCAACACUGGCCUCAAGGAUGGCUCCUCUUCAAUGGGUGGAUUCGGCGAUGAUUCAGCCGGGGCAGGCCUCCAGCUCUCCAGCAGCCUUUCAUUCAUUGAGGAUGAAUUGGGGUCUGGAAACUCCCCCGGAGGGGUGGAUCUCGGGGGAGAGGACCAGCCCUUUGACAUCCUACAGAAGUCUCUCCUGGAGGCUGACAUCACGGAGCAGACGCUGGCCCAGGAGGCCCUACUGGACUCUCAGCCUGCUCCCACUCUAGUGCAGGCUCCUGUUCCCUUCCCCUCGCAGCUGGUCUCUGGGGGUUAUGGAGGGGGAGUGGGUGUGGUUACCACGACGACAACUGCGUUCCCCACAGGCCAGUUCCUGCAAGGAGUGUCCCAGCUGCCCAAUGGCUCUGCCCAGCACAUCCAGGUGUUGGGCUCCUUUGGGGCAGGUGGGGGGGUGAUGACUCUGAGCAGCUUGGAGAGAACUCCUCAGAUUGUGUUGAGGCCGGGGGCGCCUGUAGCUGCAGCAGGGGCCACAACAGGGGGGCAGGUGUUUGCCCCUACUCAAGGGCAGGUAGGCCAAGUCGGCUUACCUUUCAAAAACAUCCCCCUUCAAAACAUCAUCAUCCAGAGAGGCCCGGGAGGGACCCAGACUCUUGUCAGACCUAUUCAGCCUAAACCCCUUCAAGCUGGGGCUCAGACUGUCUACAGCCUUGGUCUUCAGCCCACUCCCACCACCAUGACUAAUGUAGCUAAUGCUAACAGUGCUGCUCCAGGGGGGCAAUACACAGCCAAUGGCUCCAUUGUAGUGCAGCCACCCCUUGAGCAGCAACCAGCGCAGGCCCAGACAAACAUGGCACCUGGACAGUUCUUGCUCCCCAGCUCUUUAGCGCUCACUCCAGGCAGCACCAUCCACAAUGGCCCCACUGAACCCAACUCAAAUGCCCUAAUUACCAGUCAGAGCGCAGUGCAAAUUGUUGCGGGGCAGAACUUCACUGCAUCACCUAGGGGUCAGCUAAUUUUGAAUCAGGGAGUAGUCAGUGGGAGUCAGGUCGGAGGGGGUGUAACUCAAACAUGGACAGGAGUUUCUUGUGCGAGCUCCGCCCCUGCGCAGACGUCGUGUGCUCCUGGGCGGCUGACUCUGGUCGGCCCAGCCACGGCGGGGACCAGUGCUGAAGGCCAAGCGUCAGCUAGCCCUGUGCAGCGCCUUCUAGUGACUCACACUCAGAACUGCACUCCUCUAUCCCCUUUACAUGGUACAGUGAAACAAGAACAAGACUACAGACAGAGUUCUUCAUCACCUACCCUCAAACAGACACAGCUCAGCAACAUCCAUGCCAUGAAAACCAUGACACAAGAUUCAACGCUAAACUCUCAGGUCGGUGCACAGAAGAGGCCUGGCCUUCUGCCACUUACAAGAGGAGGAAUGAUUUUACAACAGCUGAGGAUGGAUCACGCCGGAGUCCAGACCCCAGAUCGACGUCAGUUCACUUCAAUCAACAAUGCGCUGCAAAGACUCCUCCCUUACCACGUGUUCCAGGGGGCUCCACCCAGCCAGGAUGAGUUCUCACAGGUGGAUGAAGAAUUUGAGGUAGUUGCGACUCAGGUGCUGAAGAGGACCCAGGCCAUGGUAAACAAAUACAGACGGCUACUAAUGGUGGAAGCUGAGCGUUCGAGUCCGUCAUCAGAAAUGGUCAUGAUCGACAGGACCUUUAACCAAGAGGAACGCAGCAACCUGACACAAGACAAACGCAUGGUACUAGUGGAUCCAGAAAGCUUCUUGGAAGACUUCUGUUGUGGGAUGAAAUCCAAACUUUUCCAAGACCCUUUCCCAUCUCAGUCCAGCUGUAAUUGGAAUCAGUCGGACAGAGGCUCCACGGAGCCGCCGUACAGGACAGACUCCCAGCCCGGGUAUGGAGAUCCGGGAGGGGGUGGGGCUGUAGGACCAGGCGCAGCAGAUAGACUCCACCCUCCACACUUAGAAAACAAGAGCAUCCUGGAGCUGAAGCGAUCCCAGCAGCGCUUCGGUCCCAGCAGCGCCAGCAUCAACAGCCUCACCGCUGCCAACAGUUAUCCCCAAGGUAACCCCUCGCCUUUUGCAGCAAUGUCGGGAGGACAGACGCACUACCAGGGGUCUCACCACCCGUCCUCCCACCCGAUUCAGCCCCAGUACCCCCCUCAGCUCACCUCAUCCCCUCACCCUGAUACAGACUCUGCUCUAGAGGCGGCAGUCAACAGCAUCUUGGAAUGUUAAGACCGAUGCUUCAUAUCAUCCCCAGUGUAUGGUUUUGACUUUUCUGUGUGUGUGUGUGCGUUUUUAUUUUAUUUUUAUUUUUUAAUUUUUUGGCAAACUCUCCUGUUGUAAUGAAACCCUGUGUGAAGAGAGGUUAACUCGUCUUUCAGGUCUAUGAUCUUUAUGAUACCAUCUCUGGCUAUAUAGCAUGUAUUUAAUUUGUUUUUGUAUUUUUUAUUUAAUUUUAUUUAAUUUUAUUUUUUGAGGCAGGACUGAACACAGGCACUUAUAAUUACCUAUAAAGAUCCGGGAAUGUGUGCAAUGCAGUGGACUAACAGAUGGAAAAUGAUCUUGUUUUGUUUAUUUUCAUGUUAUUUUACAGGGGUAGGGACUUCAGUAGCCUGAUCAUAAGAGUGUUCCUCUCUUCACACACACACAAACACACACACAAAAACACACACACACCCCAUUAAUAUUUUGUGCCAGCUGAUAUACCCCCAAUGCCUAUGCUGAAAAACUGGGAUGGGGUGGGGAGGGACAAAAUGAUGACUGUGCCUAAUUGUAGGUUAUUAUUUUGAAGUGUUUACAUGAAGAAGCUCUAUUCAAAACUACCCAUUCACUGGCUUCCUUCCUGCAUUACAAAACAUACAUAGUGAACACACACGUUUUAGAACAACGUGUCCAGUAGAUUCAUGGUUCAGAGGUGGAGAUCUCCUUUAAGGUAAGCUCAGUAGAGAGACAUUCACAUAGACAAAUUGCACUAAACGCACUGUUGCUUUCUUCAGGAACUAUAUGAAUAUGCGGCUCUCGUCGAUGUACAGUGUGUGCUAGGCUAAACAGAAUGUGACCAUUUGGAACAGAACCAAAAUUGAUUUGCCUGCUUUCAGCUGCCUGCAACAAGGAUAACCUCUUAUAGACACUAGAAAACCAGUCAGACUAGUCACAAUAGACGUAUAUAGUAGUGUUACUGUUCUCAGCAAUGCUUUUUUUUUUGUGCUCAAGUCACAUUUUCUUUGGCAUUUUUCUUUUGUACCUUAAAGGUAUGCAAGCCCCGACACAGACACAAGACAAAUCUCAAUCUCAACCACUUUCUAUCAUUUCACGGUGUUUGUGUCAGGGGAGCUAAGUCCUCAGAUUGAGGAAGAUAUGUUACAAUAUGUUUAUCUUUUUUAUUUAGAUUUUUAUUUCCUCGUUUGUAGAAAUUACAUUAAAAAAUUUGACUGUU
Xiphias gladius (swordfish) is the source of this 3763-nucleotide messenger RNA. It is a transcript of the gene bicral, whose product is annotated as BRD4 interacting chromatin remodeling complex associated protein like. The record is from RefSeq and is a predicted model, not a curated record. Gene Ontology annotation, biological process: positive regulation of DNA-templated transcription. Gene Ontology annotation, cellular component: SWI/SNF complex. The coding region runs from base 160 to 2559 and encodes 799 amino acids. The transcript has 13 exons. NCBI's taxonomy places the organism in Eukaryota, Metazoa, Chordata, Actinopteri, Istiophoriformes, Xiphiidae.